CUGCUUCAAAUGUUAGUAUACACCUGCUAUUCUUGAUGUAUGUAUACACGGAUUUCAAGACAAUAGAUAUGGUAACAUUGAACGUUGGAUGACUUUUGUUUUCUGCAACGCGAGAUUUGUAUUAAUCCGUUAAAUAAACACUGCCAAUUGUCGAUUGAUUUCGAUACGUUAUUCAAGUUGCUUUCCAAGAUGGGAGUAAUAUUUCUAGAGCAUAUCGGUGGCAAUCGUCUGUUUUCCUGCGCUUCCUGUGAUACCAAUCUCACCAACAGGUCACAGCUCGUAAGCACACGCUUCACGGGUGCCACAGGACGUGCUUUUCUCUUUAACAAAGUCGUCAAUCUAAAUUAUAGUGAAGUGCAGGAUAGAGUGAUGCUGACAGGUAGACACAUGGUUCGAGAUGUCAGCUGCAAAAAUUGUGACGCUAAACUCGGAUGGGUAUAUGAAUUUGCAACAGAUGAACAGCAACGAUAUAAGGAAGGUCGUGUUAUACUGGAACGAGCUCUUGUCACAGAGAGUGAUGGGCUGAACGAGAGUGUUUAAUAUUUAACUGAGUAGUGUGUAUGUUAAAGAUUAACCAAUGUAGUUCGUACAUAAGUUAUUGCUAAUUUUCAAAUUGUUUGAUUUUAAUUUUAAUUUCAAUUUAGAAGAGACUUUUGAUUAGUAUCCAACUUGUUCAAGUAAAUAUUGAUGAUACUAAUUAAUUAAUGUGAUAAGAUGUCAAUCAACUUUUUUGUGUAAAUAUGGUUCCUAUUUUAUAAGAUGUUUCACAGAGUCUAUACUUAUU
Molecule: messenger RNA, 784 nt
Organism: Camponotus floridanus (Florida carpenter ant)
Lineage: Eukaryota; Metazoa; Arthropoda; Insecta; Hymenoptera; Formicidae
Gene: Yippee
Product: protein yippee-like 5
Exons: 2
Coding region: 190-540 (116 amino acids)
Source: RefSeq, a predicted model, not a curated record